CGGCUUCUAACAAACUUCAUGCUGUACAAUGUACAUUUUUCACCUUUUCAUUCAUCUGAAACUUCAUGAGGUACAAUUCUGACAUUCAUAUAACAAUAGAACAUAAAAAGGUAUAAAACAUGGAUUUUCAAAAUCGUGCUGGUGGAAAAACUGGUGGAGGGGGAGUAGCAUCAUGGUCCGAAACGAAUCGAGAUCGUCGUGAACGUUUGAGACAAUUGGCUCUUGAAACCAUAGAUCUUAAUAAAGACCCAUACUUUAUGAAAAAUCACUUAGGAUCCUAUGAAUGCAAAUUGUGUUUGACACUUCACAACAAUGAAGGGAGUUACUUGGCUCACACACAAGGUAAGAAGCACCAAGCCAAUUUAGCGAGACGUGCUGCGAAAGAGGCAAAGGAAGCACCAUCAAUGUUAGCACCGGAAAAGCCUCGCGUUGAACCCAAAAAAUUCGUCAAAAUUGGUCGACCUGGCUAUCGUGUAACUAAACAACGUUCACCUGAAAAUGGCCAGCAAAGUCUAUUAUUUCAAAUUGAUUAUCCCGAAAUUUCUGAUAACAUUGUUCCUCGGCAUCGAUUUAUGUCUGCCUAUGAACAGAAAAUUGAACCGCCCGACCGUAAAUGGCAAUAUCUUUUAUUUGCCGCAGAACCAUACGAAACAAUUGCUUUCAAGGUACCAAGCCGGGAAGUUGAAAAAACAGACGGAAAAUUUUGGACUCAUUGGAAUAAAGAUACAAAGCAAUUUUUUUUGCAAUUUGCAUUCCGUUUGGAAACUCCAAAGAUGAUGCCACCGCCUCCACCGCGUAUGCAUUUGCAAAAUUUGGGUGCACCACGAUUCAGUAGUGCACUUCCUCCACCACCACCCCUUCUAAAUUGAUUCAUUAUAAUAAAAAAAUACUUAUUCAACUCUGCUCGUAACGUAGCAUAAAAUUUCCGAA
Molecule: messenger RNA, 930 nt
Organism: Contarinia nasturtii (swede midge)
Lineage: Eukaryota; Metazoa; Arthropoda; Insecta; Diptera; Cecidomyiidae
Gene: Sf3a2
Product: splicing factor 3A subunit 2
Exons: 3
Coding region: 120-869 (249 amino acids)
Biological process (GO): spliceosomal complex assembly
Cellular component (GO): nucleus; U2-type prespliceosome; U2 snRNP
Molecular function (GO): nucleic acid binding; zinc ion binding
Source: RefSeq, a predicted model, not a curated record